CUAUUCACACCGUAAUGAGAAAACUUCCUGUUCUUUAAACAUUUGGUCCUUCCAUAUUCAAUUAAUUUGUUAUUAUAUAAUUUGCAUUGUUUUUAAUCUGGUUACUUUAAGUCCAAUCAUAAAUUGGUAAGUCAACCUAAAAUUAUUAUUCUUAAGUUUCUAAUUUUCCAAAAUAAGUCUAUCUAUAUUAUUAUUAUAAUUAUUGUUGACACUCAUUGCCUCGGUCUCAGUCUCAGCCUUCCACUAUUUGAUACCCUCGCUGAGUAGCCCUUGCAACCAGUGAAAUAUCCUCUUUGACACCAGACACAGAAACAUUGCAAAUACCCUCUACAUAUAAUACUUCAUACAUAGGAGCCAUAAUGACUGUAUGAUCAAUACAUUGAAUGAUUGAUCCUGAGCCCUUAAUUUAAGAAGAAAAAGAACUACACAAUGUCACAAAGACCAAAAGUAGUAGUAGGACAAAACAAGACUAAAUUUAAUUUAUCAUAUUUCAUACUGCAAGUACAAGUCUACAAAUAAGUCAAAGUUACUACAAUUUACAACUACCAACCAAAGUAUGUUAAGCUCCUCCGCAGACACGCUUAUUCUGUCUGUUCCCAAGACACACACUAAAACAUAUGGUGAAUGAUCUUUCUCUUUCUGUGCCCCAAAACAAUGGAAUUAUUUGCCACUACACAUUCCCAAUAUACUAACCAUCUAGGCCUUCAAAACUGCAUUCAAAACACAUCUCUUUAAACUAUACUACCCUGACUGAAUCCCCUCCUCUGACAGAUAAAUGAUGCUGCUAGCUGCCGUCCAUGGUUUGCCUUGUAAAAGUUCUGGGGUGGGGUGGGUGAAUAAACAUUUGUUUUUUUGUUGUUUUUUUAUACACUGUUCUUUAUUUCAUAAAUGUAUUUUAUUUCAAUGUCAAAAGUAUGUCUCUUUUGCUAAUAUUUUUAUGUAAAGCUGUUCUUUAUUUCAUAAAUGUAUUUUAUUUUAAUGUCAAAAGUAGGCCUAUGUCUCUUUUGCUAAUAUUUUUAUGUAAAGCGCGGUGAGCCCAGUCCUAGGCUGGGGUAAUAAUAAUAAGUACAAGUACAUUUUACUGAAUAUGAAUAGAAUUAUUAGAAUGGUCAAUGAUCAAAAUUAAAACUUAAACGGCGAAAUGAUAAUUAAUUUCUACCCUACAAGCGGCAACACACUCACAAUUGUUAUAAUUAUAAUUUAAAAUAUGUGAUUGUUUUACUCUACACUUUUACUUUGUUGUUUCAAUAUAAAUUUUAUUUUUAUCAACAUUUUUUAAUGGUUUAUGUACUGAAACAGAUCUGAAAUAUGGAUGAACUAUCCUGUGAAAAAAAGAAAGAAGUAAAAUGGCCAGAUGCAUCAGAAUAUACAGAUAAAUACAUAAAACCAUCAGAAAUGCCUUCAAAACCUGAUCCGUGAGUUUGUAUCAGAGUAAAUAUUUAUUCUUACUUUAAUUUGAAGGGACUUAUUUUUUUAUUUAAACUUAAGUUACAUUAGUAUUAUGCUAUUAAAAUAAUCACAUUUGGCUUAUGAAACUAAUUAAUUGCUGUUUGUUCUAUAUUGAAUUAAAGUAUGAUGUUAAUAGUGUGUGUUUGUAACUUUGUUUAUGAAUUUUUUUUUAAAUGUAAAACAAGUAAAAAUUAUAACUACUUUAAUUUUUCUUGUUAUUUAGAUGGAUGAAUGGUGCCACAGAGAGACAGAUUGACAUGCUUUCAGGAAGGCCAAGAACUCCAAAUGAUCAGUAUACAGUUAUGACUGAAUUACAGAUAAAAAAUUUGCAAAAGGUGAAAUAUCUAGCAUUACUGAGUAAUGAUUGCUCUAAUGUUCAGACAUGCCAACCUCGCAGUUUACAUGUACUUUGUAAGACUUUUACAUAAUUCCUGAGGUGUUUGGCAGUACAGGCUUUUAUAUGGGUGCUGGGUGGCCGAGCGGUCUAAACUGUCUCAAACCAAAUAGCAGUGGCGCCAGUGGUCCGGAGUUCAAUCCCCAUUAAAGCCAACAUCCCUAGCACCCCGGGUGGAUGGGACUCGCUAGCCUUGGACGGCAACCCAUCUAAGAGAAGGCAAACUCUGAAUUAAAACCAGGAGCCAUAAUGAUCAACAAAUUGAUCGUGGGCCCCUCAAAUAUAAGAAGAAGAAGAUAUGGUUUUUCACUGAAAUUAAAAAAGAAAUAUUUUUGUGCUAGACUUGGGUUCAAAACUGGUGGUGCAAUAAUUUCAAUGUUGGACAAUAGGAAGCUUAAAUCUCAUUGGCCAUAUAAAUUUAGAAACUGUGUCUGUUUCCAUUGAUACCAUUCCUUAAGAUUAAGACAGCGUUGCACAGUAGUAAAUACUUUGAUUAGUUACCAUAAUUCUGUUUGUUUAAUUCAUUACAAGAACUGGGAUGUUAGAAAGUGCUCUUUUAAUUUCUAUUAAAUAAUUAAAUUGUGUUUAACAUUACUAUCAAUGACUAGCAUAAAUCAUUAUUCCUAACUGUCACUAUGGCUUAAUUUAAAAUGUUAACGCUUUCUUAAACUAAAAGCGGGUGUGAUCUUUUUGUUCUAUAAGUUAACAUUAUUUAGAGCUGAAAUCAGUUAGAAUUGUAGACUAUCUCUUAUAUAUAUUUUGCUUCUGGUGUGUCAGGUAAAUAGUUUAAAAUUUUUUCCUUAGAGUGAGGCGAUUAUUAUAUUAAUCAAUAAAUAGCCAUGGGUGUGGUGUAAGAUUGUCUGUUGGAGUAUUGUUUAAAGACUGACAUGUAGGGUGUAGGAAUGUCAGUUGGCCUGUUGUUAUCAAAAUACCCGGGCCAGGUGUAAAAAAAACUGCACAACAGCUAAUGGCCAAUAUGCACAGAUACUUGUUAACCUCUCCACGAGUCGUAUAAUAAUUCCCAAGCUUUUACAUUAUUUCAGAAUAUAGAAAACUUAUUAUUAAUUACACUCUGAUACCAGCUUUUUUAACAUGUAUUCAUAGUUAACUUGUGUGUCUUUCAGUAUCAGAAAAAAUAAAAGUGAGCAGAAAAGAGAGAUGGGUAUUUAAAGAUUCUAUAAUUAUUUUCUCCACUUCAGGAUGCGACACCAUUUUUUAUGCAUGAAGAUCCUACAGCUUUGGCAAAGAAAAAUACCAUCAUACUUCCUGCACCUAAAAACCGUUAUGCUACUAGCACUAGUCAAUAUUUGUUUCGCGAUACACCACCACGUUCCCUCCCACACUGUUGGAUGGAUGAGCAAUGGCAGAGGAACCCCCCUGAACAGCAUAACACAUGUCGACUUGGUGCAUCAUUGCGAUGGGGCCCAUCUAAAACAGGUAGACUCACCAAAGCUUCAAAAUACUGAUGCCUAGUUGAAAUUAGUCUUUGAACAUUUAUAAUUUAUAAAUCAAGCAAUUUAUAAAUUUUUUAUUUUUUCCAAAAUUAACUUGUCUCCUACAUAUUGAGUUUAACUUUAAACCUGCUGAAAAUGACCAAUAUCUUCAAAAGAUAUGCUUUUUUAACCAUUUCUUUGUUAUCGAUGGAAAAUUUAUCACAUAAACAGUCGGUCAUGUAUUUUAAACAUUCAAUGAUAACAGUCAAAAAAAAUAAAUGAUGGUAAAAUUUCCAGAUUCUUUGAAAAUUAUGCAUACAUGUCAUUCAUAGGUUUAAUCAACAAAACACACUAAACACACUUUCAUUCCACAAGAAGUUAUCAGGAUUGGGUAUUAGAAUGUGUGUAUUAAAUUUAAAAUGUGAUACAAAAAAUUGACCACAAAUGAAAAAAAACAACAACAAAAAACGUUUCUUUCAAAGCCAAAUCAUUAGCAUGCAGACCACAUGCAGCAGUCAGAAAGGGCACACUUUAGGCAAAGAUGGGAAGAGUUAUGAAUAAAUAAUUUCGUAUUCAUAAACAUCUAAAAAAAAUUAUAUAGAAAAUAUAAAUUGCUUGUAUUCUCUGCGUAAUAUACUGUUGUAUAUUCUCACCAGGUCAGAGGACUAUUAGUCACUUUCACACUGAAGAUGUGCACAGAUAUCUGAACAUUGAUGUAUACAAAAGGCCUCCAACCAAUCUCCCAUCAAUUGUGGUGAUGAAAUAUGGCAGACCAAGUGAAGGCUAUUACCAACAAAGAAAUCCAAGUAAGAUAUGCUCCUGUCAGAUAAACUUGUAAGAGAUCUGAACAUUUUUGUCACACUAUAAUAUGCUCAUAAAGAAAAUCGACAUUUAUUAUAAGUUGUCAAGGGUUUUAUUUUAAUCUUAUUAUGUGAUCAGUUUUAUACCUUAUUUUACUUAAGCUUCAAUGUAAGCCUUAAUACAACAUUCUUUAAAUCAUCAGAUUUCAAUACCUGGUUCGGCUCAACACACAGAUUAAAUGAGACCAAUGUUUUAACCACAAUCAGACCAAAAACAUUUGCUGAGUAUGAUCAGUUUAGAACAAUGGAGCAAAACUAUCAGAAACACCAGGCAACCAAGUGGCCAGAGAUUAGUGAAUACACUGACAAGUAUUUGUUGAGAAACAAACCUGAAGUUAUUAUUGACACGUAAGAGCUCAAUUUCUUCAUUAUGAGUUUGCCGAACAGUGGUAGAUUUAAAAUAAGUUCAAACUAAAAAAAAAAUUUUGAUGUUUUUUUUAUCUAUAACAAUGGCAUCUUAAGUGAUCAUACCAUAAAUAACUUACAGUUAUGUUCAAACUUAGUUCCCUUGUGCUUUAUCAAUAGAUGCAAAAAUCAAAAUAUUUAAAUCAAUGUAGCUUUGGAAAUUCUAUUGCUUUUAAUUAACGACUUUUGUCUAUAAUAGUAUAAAUAUUUAUUUUUUUUUAAAACUUUAUUUAAGGAUUGAUGCAAGAAAACAGCGUCAUAGAGAACAGAAAUUUCAGGAAGCCCAGGAAACUUUGUUGUCACAGGCAGUUGAAAAUCAACAGAUUAAAGACCUGGAAAGCAGGACACACGAACGUGAGCCUGUACCAGCAUAAACUGUUUAUGGCUUAGUUAAAUAUUUUUUUUAUUUCUUUCAGGAAACAAAUUACAGCAGGCUAGCAUCAAGAAAUCUAUUCCUUGUGCAUGUAUAUUUGUAUGUUUAGAUACAACAACAUCUAUAGUUUUUAUUGCAAUGCGCUCAUCAGAUGUGCCCAACAUUUUAAAGAGCACAUUGAAUUGACUGGUGUAUUAAAUGCCCACAGUACAUCACUAAUAUAUGAAUGCAUUAUCUGUUGAUUUUGGACCAAAACUUUAAAGUCCACAAGGACUAAUAGAAAUCUAUUACGUAAUGGGCCAAUCUGGACCUCUAUGUCAGACUAUUUCUUGGUCAUGCAAGUCUUUCUUAAAGAAAUUUUUGAGUGAUGCCCUGAUUAGAUUCAUCAUUCAUUUUAUUUUAAUUAAAAUUUUAACUGUGAUAUUUUAUUAAUCAAACUAAAUUUUCAAUCGAAAACUGUGAUUAUCUUUUUCAUUAUUUUAUAACUUCACUAAAUUGUAAUAUAAUAUUAUAUAUAAUGAUUUUUGUACCCUGUAGUAUAAAUAUAAUUUUUAGUACAAUUUUGUUUCAAAACCAUGUUUUUUUUAAAGAAUGUUUUCUAUACCAUAUAUUUUUUUACUCAGUCACAUAUUAUUUAUGGCAAGCUGUGGUAUAAGUAAGACUGAGGAGAAAUUACAUGUCAAUUAGAUGUAUUUCUUUUAAAUUAAUUUAAGGCAAUCAAAGGCAAGAUAAAUUGUUAUUAAUUCAAGCUAGUAAAUAAAUAUUAGUCCUACUCUGUAAAUUUAAUUAUUGACCCUAACUGAAUGUAUAAGCUACAUCUAGCUCAAGAACCAACUGUACUUAAGAUAUAGAUUAAAUUUAAUAGAUUUAUUUUUCCCUGCUCACAUCCAGUUGUAAUUUACAGUCAAAGUGAAUUUGUUUAUUGUAGUAUGUAACCGAAAUAAUAAAAUGAAAAAAAAACAUCCCUAUGCCUACCUUGAAAAUAAAUUUUAUAUUAAAUAGAAUUAUUUCCAAUAAUUUCAAUGCGUUUAAUAAUAUUAAAAGUUUUGUGUUUUUUUGUAAAUAUACUUGUCUGAAUAAGUGUAACAAUCCAUAAACCAGAACAUAACUGAAAAAUAAUUGAU
Lymnaea stagnalis (great pond snail) is the source of this 6038-nucleotide messenger RNA. The record is from the annotation of a GenBank genome assembly. Lineage: Eukaryota; Metazoa; Mollusca; Gastropoda; Lymnaeidae.